GGCACUGCCUCAGACACCUCUCCCAGCAAAGCCGGCAGCCGUGAGAAGCCAUGGCACCCAAGAAAGCCAAGAAGAAGAUUGAAGGUGCUAAUUCCAAUGUCUUCUCCAUGUUUGAGCAGGCCCAGAUCCAGGAAUUCAAAGAGGCCUUCACCAUCAUGGAUCAGAACCGGGAUGGCUUCAUUGACAAAGCAGAUCUCAGAGACACAUUUGCUGCUCUUGGGCGCCUGAAUGUGAAAAAUGAGGAGAUUGAUGAGAUGAUAAAGGAGGCACCCGGCCCAAUCAACUUCACUGUUUUCCUCACCAUGUUUGGGGAGAAACUCAAAGGUGCUGACCCAGAGGAGACGAUCCUGAACGCGUUCAAGGUGUUCGACCCAGAGGGGAAGGGCCUGAAAUCUGACUACAUCAAAGAAAUGCUGAUGACACAGGGAGAGAGGUUUUCCCAGGAGGAGAUUGAUCAGAUGUUUGCAGCCUUCCCCCCAGACAUGUCUGGCAACCUGGACUACAAAAACCUUGUCCAUGUCAUCACACACGGCGAGGAGAAGGACUAGCCCGGGGUCCACCAGGUCACCUCUGUGCAGGUGGCACUGGGGGGAGGAUUUCCCUUUGCCUCUCCCCUCCCUGGGAACACCUGAACAUCAUCCACAUUAAACUGCCUUUUGGCCAGAGGA
Messenger RNA from Calypte anna (Anna's hummingbird), 668 nucleotides. It is a transcript of the gene MYL2, whose product is annotated as myosin light chain 2. Bases 51 to 548 code for a protein of 165 amino acids. Gene Ontology annotation, biological process: muscle cell fate specification; cardiac muscle contraction; heart development. The transcript has 7 exons. Lineage: Eukaryota; Metazoa; Chordata; Aves; Apodiformes; Trochilidae. Gene Ontology annotation, molecular function: calcium ion binding. Gene Ontology annotation, cellular component: cytoplasm; myofibril. The record is from RefSeq and is a predicted model, not a curated record.